Entrophospora candida is the source of this 525-nucleotide messenger RNA. NCBI's taxonomy places the organism in Eukaryota, Fungi, Glomeromycota, Glomeromycetes, Entrophosporales, Entrophosporaceae. The record is from the annotation of a GenBank genome assembly.
AUGGCUGCUACAAUAAAACAGUUGCCAAUAAGUGACUCUACAGAACGUAAAGCAUUAGAAGUAUGGAAAAAUUUAGGAGGUGGAGAUAGAAGUGCACAAGUCCUAAUCACACAAAUAAAAAAUUAUGAUUCUUUCACUUUCCCUUAUCAUUAUCCAUAUGUAGAGGAAUCAGAAUGUCCAAAAACAUGGUGGAUUUCUUGCAAACAACAACAUCAUCAUUUACAAUGUCUUGCAUUGUAUACUUUAGCAAUUGUUCCUCAUAGUGCAAACUGUGAACAUUUAUUUUCUGUAUUAAGUUGGUUCCUCAAAAACGUUUCUAAUAUGGCUAAAUUACAUUCUUUUUACACCAUGAAUGCAAACAGUGAAUUAAAUUACAUUACUCAAGAAAUGUCAGAGGAACAAUUGAUUAAUGCUUUACAUGAUUAUGAGGAUGGAUUAUUUUCUGGAGAGGAAAUUUUUGAUUUUGAAGAUAGUGAUGAUGACAACAAUAGUGAUGAUGGUGAUGAUGAUAUGCAAGAUAAUAAU